Messenger RNA from Corylus avellana, 911 nucleotides. The record is from RefSeq and is a predicted model, not a curated record. NCBI's taxonomy places the organism in Eukaryota, Viridiplantae, Streptophyta, Magnoliopsida, Fagales, Betulaceae.
AAGAGGGAUAAAAGGUAGGGGCUAGAAUUUUACUAGUACUAGACAGUAGACACGUACCCAAAAAGCAAGAGGCCUUUGGAUUCUGCUCUGUGGCAACAUUAAAUCAUCAAAUCCCUUUCAAGAGAGGUGUGUCUGUGUAGAGAGGAGCAGAGGGCAGAGCAUGGAGGUGGGUCAGAUGCAGAGUCGGUUGGCUGACUACACUAAGUCCCUGUUUAUGGAGGGGAUCCUGGAUGCUCAGUUCUUACAGCUUCAGCAACUUCAAGAUGAGAGCAACCCAGAUUUUGUUGUUGAAGUGGUCUCUCUUUUCUUUGAUGAUUCUGAGAAGCUUCUCAAUGAUAUCGCCAGAGCUCUAGACCAGCAAUGUGUAGAUUUCAAAAAGAUUGAUGCUCAUGUUCACCAGUUGAAGGGUAGCAGCUCCAGCGUGGGUGCUCAGAGAGUCAAAAAUGCAUGUGUUGCUUUCCGCAACUUUUGUGAGGAACAGAACGCUGAAGAGUCCCGGAGGUGUCUGCAACAAGUAAAACAAGAGUACUAUCUUGUGAAGAACAAGCUUGAGACCCUAUUCACGCUUGAGCAACAAAUUGUGGCAGCUGGUGGGUCGGUUCCUAUGAUAGAAUUGAGUUUCUAAAAGGCUACCAAAUUGCAGAAGAGCAAGUCUAAUUGGGGAGGGUUUGGUGUAGAGAAGCUUUUAUAUGAAUUUAUGUGACCCAACUUUUUUUUCUUUCUUUUUUGUCACUUUUAUGGUUCUCUUCAACAAAUGAGCCUUUGCUUGUAUGAAUGAAAAGAGAGCUUUCCAUUGUAGUGCUAAUUCUCAUGAUGAGACUCGGAGCUCAAUUUUGUGUGGUUUUCUUUAAUUUAAUGCAUUAUCUUGUAUUCUCAAAUGAUGUUAUUAAUUGUCGUGGGUGUUUUGUCUA